AUGUUCCGUAAACCUCGGCGGGCGUAUAGAGUACAAAGGAAGGAGGAAUCAGACGGAGAGGCUGAAGAAUCUCCAUCUGAUCCAUCACAGAUUCCGGACGCUAAUCCACUGGCCCCUAUUCGUCCAUCGGGUAGUAAAGUGACUCUUAGUUUUGGGGAUGAUCUCGAGGAAUCAGAGGCUUUUAAGGUUAAACGUCCCGCGCAUAGCCGACGUGCAUUAAAACAGCUGAAGGAGGGCAAAAGCUCAUUAAAAUCGAUAGCUUCUGAUUCUCCUUCUGCUGCCAAAGGUCUUCCAUCAGAGCAUUAUCCUGUAAAGUUGGAAGAGCCCUCGGGCUCUUCGGACAUUACACAUGAAGAUGAGACCAUCAAAGUAAGACCUUUGAAUCGAGCCUCUUCGGAACAAUUCUCCUCGAUGCUCAAACAGGGUGUAAUUCCCGACGCUAGCACAAUACACAUGGUUCGCAAACAGCGGCAGCAGGCAAAGUUCCAACUUGAGGCAGAGGAGGAAAACUUUUCGCCUCCUCACCCAUCGAGUAAUGACGGUCGUCGUCUAAUCAGGGAAGAGGACGAUGACGAAGAGGAGGACUAUGAGGGGGGUGGGGCCAACAUCUAUCACCAUCGCCGGCCUGCCUUCACGCUGACCGCUGAGUACCGCGAUCCUAAAAGUCGUCGGCGAGUGGAGAUCUCGCGAGGUCUGCAACGUAGGCGUGAGCGCGAGCAGGAGGGCGACAAGGAGCGUCGCUCCAUGUUUGAGGACGUAGAAACUGCGUCCAAGACUAAACGCGAGGAAAGGAACGAUGAUGGUGAUGAUGAUGGAGAUGAUGACGAGGAGGAUGACACUUGGGAGCGUCAGCAAAUCCAAAAGGCUGUCUCGAGCAAAAACACAGCUGUUUUGGAGGCUCUUGAACCUUUGCCGCCUGCAGAUGGAGGUCUUCUUCCAAAGCCAUCGCGUCGUCUGGCAGAUUUUGGAGACGUCACGCUAGCUUCGAUUAAGUCACUUCUUCAAGAACGUCUCAACAAGAAGCAAAAGGCCAUGCAGGAGAACAAGGUGGAGCUAUUGUCAUUGAGGGAGGAUUUAAGCCGUGGGCAGGCCACAAUUUCCGAUUCGCGAACUAAACUGCCCGAACUCGCCAACAUACUGGCCUUUUAUAUGGAACUGCGGGAGUACGUGCGUGAUGUGAUUUCCUGUUUCAACGAAAAGAUGCUCAAAAUUGAGUACAUGGACAAGCGCUCGAUUAUCCUCUAUCGCGAGCGUGCAGACGCCUUAAUGGCCAGGAGACGCGCUGAUGUUGGGGAUAUGGCUGAUGAAGCUGCCGGUCCUGCUACCACUGGGGAAAAUACUACGGGCCAAAAAACGUUAGAGGCCCGAAAACGACGCAAGGCUGACAGAGAAGCUCGUCGUGCACGAAGACGCAGACAAAGGAAACCUGAUGAAGCCUACGAUAAGCGAAUCGAAGCUACAAUCGGUGUGUCCCCGCCCUGCGAGGGCGUUAGUUCGGAUGACGAGGAGCCACAAGCCGUUAUUGCCAAACGCGCAGCUGAUUUUGGGGACAUAAAGAGGGACGCGGAGCAUCUCUUCGAUGAUGUGGUGGAGGAGUACUGUAGCAUUCCCGCUAUUCUCCAACGUUUUCGUGAGUGGCGUGAGCGGGCGGUGAGGAGCUACGGGCAAGCCUACAUCCCCAUGUGUCUGCCGCAACUCCUUGCGCCCCUCAUUCGCCUCCAGAUGCUCACUUGGAACCCUCUUGAGGCUAACUGUCCUUUCUUCGAUGAGUAUGGUUGGUUUGGGUGCCUCCUGGACUACUUCGCAGACCUCCAGCAAGUGGAAGACCUUGAGACGGACGCCUCGGAGGAGGGCGACGCGCAGCGGAAGGUACUCCUCACCCUCUCCACCUCCCCCGAGCAUGAACUCACCGUUAUCCCUUUAGUCAUCGAAAAGGUCCUUCUGCCUCGACUUACAGAAAUUGUCUCGGCCUCGUGGGAUCCGAUGUCGUGGAGUCAGACGCAACGCUUGGUGAGUGUGGUGCACUCCUUUGCUACCCUUUGGCCCACCGUCUCGGCGGAGAGCAAGGCCACUCAGCGCCUCUUUGAAGCCAUCCUCCAGCGUAUGGAACACACCAUCCAGAUGGACGUCUUCAUACCUCUUUAUUCUAAACGAAUUAUGUCCGAUCUUCAGUGUCCUAGUCGCCUCUUUUUUGAUCGCCAGAUGAACGCUGCUAUGAAGCUUCUCUCGAACCUCCUCGAGUGGCAUGAUCUAUUAGCACCAGCUGCACUGAAGCACAUCACUUUCACUUGCCUUGUUAAUCGCUACAUCCUCAUCGGCCUGGCCAGCCUAAUGUCCACCACCACCAACUUGUCGGACACAGGUGGAGACGGAGGGUGGUUGGGUGAGACGGCAGUGUGGGAGUCAGUGACGGAGCGAUUGAAGGCAAUCACCGUUCAUCUGCCUGCGGAAUGGCUCACCGAUCCGGAGGAUAACCAGUUAGCCCAACUGAGGCGAUUUGUUGGCCAACUAAUCGAACGACUGGCGCCACAGGACGUCGUCACCGGCGUUGAAACCAGAGAGGAGGCAGAGAUGAGAUCCGUGCUAAAGAAACUCAAAAAAAUCCAAAAUCGCCUCUUUGGUAGAUCCUAUGCUUGA
Echinococcus granulosus is the source of this 2637-nucleotide messenger RNA. RefSeq names its product GC-rich sequence DNA-binding factor. The transcript is spliced from 16 exons. Gene Ontology annotation, biological process: mRNA splicing, via spliceosome. Bases 1 to 2637 code for a protein of 878 amino acids. Gene Ontology annotation, molecular function: DNA binding. The record is from RefSeq and is a predicted model, not a curated record. NCBI's taxonomy places the organism in Eukaryota, Metazoa, Platyhelminthes, Cestoda, Cyclophyllidea, Taeniidae. Gene Ontology annotation, cellular component: nucleus.